AUAAUCCGGUUAGAAGCUAGCCAAGGCACGAACAAAGCAAAGCUGGGCGUUGCACCGACGAGCUGGGUGUGUCUCCAGUUUGCCGGCUAUUGCUCGCCGGGCUCUUGACGGGGUGCCGUGGUGCGUGCCAUCGGGGCAGGCGUUGCCAGAUCUGGGAUGGUCACCGUGGUCGCGAUUCCAUCAAAAACCGCAGGGCAUGUGGGAGAUCGCCGCCAUGGCUGCUCCUUAUCUGGGCGCGGGAUUGAUGCCAGUAAAGUACUCAUGAAGGGUCUCGGUCGCACGCUACACGUGGUUGUGGCCUCCUCAGCGUUGUUGUCCACCAGAGCGCUAUCAAUUGGUCACCAGCCAUGGCCGCCACCACGGGCUGUGCAAGCGCCGCCGCAACUGAGGCUGGUGGGCAGUGGUGACAUGAUGGCCGUUGAUUGGCCCACGUGUGGACAGGAUGGGGGGACCAUCCAUCCCUUCGCUCGGGUUAAUUCUGGCCGCUGGAUCGGAUGCAGAUGGACGGGAUUAGAUCAGCGUGAGGUCACGAGUCACCUGAAGAGCAAGUUGGUACCUGGAAUCUCAAGUCCCAGGUCAAGAGCAGGUACCACAGGAUGAGGCGCAUGGAGGAUGCUGUGACGAGAUCGUGAGAGGUCUAGGUCGUCGUCUCCCAGUCAACUUUGGGUUGCUGGACCGUUGUCUCCUUAUAAUGUAAUUAUUUAUUUAUUUUGUAUAGAACUCCUAUUAUGUAGUAAAGAUGUGACAUUCGAUCC
Molecule: messenger RNA, 755 nt
Organism: Zea mays
Lineage: Eukaryota; Viridiplantae; Streptophyta; Magnoliopsida; Poales; Poaceae
Exons: 3
Coding region: 157-600 (147 amino acids)
Source: RefSeq, a predicted model, not a curated record